Molecule: messenger RNA, 1650 nt
Organism: Dentiscutata heterogama
Lineage: Eukaryota; Fungi; Glomeromycota; Glomeromycetes; Diversisporales; Gigasporaceae
Source: the annotation of a GenBank genome assembly
AUGGCACCCUUAGCUUAUCGCUUUGUGAGAUUUUUGUUUAAAAUUUUGGCAAAUGCAUUUUACGCAAUUGAAGUAGAGGGAUUAGAAUAUAUACCUCCAGAUGGAUGUCCAACUAUCCUCUGCCCAAAUCAUGCAAAUUCUUUGACCGAUCCUAUUUGUCUUUUAGCCGCUAUACCAAAAGACAAACGAGAUAUGGUUCGACUGACUGCAAAAGAUACAUUUUGGUAUAAAACGGAUAUGUUUAGUAUACUGAUCAGAAGUUUAGGCACAGUACCUAUUAAACGAACUAAGGAUUAUAAUUUUGCUAAAGUUGAUAAUUCGGAAUCAUUUGAAAUACUAAUAGGGUGUUUAGAACAAGGUGAUUGUAUUUGCAUGUUUCCGGAAGGAAUUAGUCGAUAUCAUAGCAAGGUGGCACCCUUUAAACCUGGUGUAGCAUUGAUUGCUAGUGAGACUUUGACUCGUAACAAAGAUCAACCAGACUUUUCAAUUAACUUAUUGACAGCUUCAUUAGUAUACAUUCGUCGCGAAAAAUUUCGAUCGAAUGUUUUGGUUAAAUUUAAUCCACCGAUUGUUCUUACACCACAACAUCAAGCCCUUCUGAAAACCAUUACUUCAGAUGGUAAAAAACGAACCAGUGAGCAAGCCAUAAAUGAAUUGACAUCUGUCAUGGAGGAAACGGUUCGCUCAAACACCCUUGAUUCUCCUGACUGGCAAACUUUAAGGAUAGCACAUACCGCGCGAAAAUUGUAUGCGGGUGAUCUUGGUACUCGAAUAUCUUUAGCGGAGUAUGUUCGUUUAACGAAAAAAUUCAUCGAUGCACUCGCAAAAACAAGUGAAGAAUCCAGUGGAGAAGGUCAAUUCAACGGAAGUAAUGAAAUUGAUGAUGAAAAUAAGGAAAUUAUUGUUGAACGCGUUGAUAGCAAUGUUUUGCAUGUGGAUGAUCCAGCACUCAAAGAAAAGAUUACACAUCAGGGUGUUGACAUUAAUAUUUUAUCGAGAGAUUUGACUGCAUAUCAAGACCUUCUUGAUUCACACGGAAUAAAAGACUAUCGGUUCAGUCGUGCUAUUCCACUGUCAAAACUUGAGCUUAUUGGGCGUAUAUUUAUACGAGUAAUUUGGGCUUCAAUUCUUGCCACUAUCUCUUCAGUAGGAAUAAUACUUUGGCUACCUAUAUUUACAUGCGUAAAGUACAAAGAAUAUCAGAUUCGUAAACUGCCCAAGGAAGAUAAUUAUGAUGAAAUAACCCAAUAUAAAUUGCUUAUUGCUACAAUAUUAAUUGUCCCAAUUUAUACAAUCGCAGUAUUCUUAACACUACCAUUCGCAUUUAUAACUUCAUGGUUAAUCCCUCUAUUAAUGUGGUUAACCAUUCGUUGGACAGAAGAUUUAUUUCAAGCUGCAAGAUCUUCCCUCUCUCUCACAAAAUUACUUUUACUUCCCAAAGAAGAAUAUGACCAUAUCAAAAGUAUACGUGAAAAUAUUAGGGUGAAAGUACAAAAUUUGGCGGUGAAUGAACUUGGCCUUCCAGAAAAUCCGGAAGUAUUGGUUAAUAAAUCAAGACCGAGAGGAAUGGGAUAUUUUUCGAUCAGAAAGAGAAGAAAGAAAGAUUACAAUGAAGUUUUAAGGCUUUGGGAUGUGUCAGGAUAUGAUUAA